Molecule: messenger RNA, 1026 nt
Organism: Morchella importuna
Lineage: Eukaryota; Fungi; Ascomycota; Pezizomycetes; Pezizales; Morchellaceae
Exons: 1
Coding region: 1-1026 (341 amino acids)
Source: RefSeq, a predicted model, not a curated record
AUGCAAAAUAUCGGCAAAUUCACUUGGUCCUCUCCACCUAGACCACACAACUAUUUUAGCUAUUGGCAGUCUAAAAUAAAGGAAGAUCUGAUGAAAGAUGGACUCUGGGCUAUAAUGGUAGGAAGCAGCACUUUUGAGGACUUCUGCAACGACUAUACGUCUUAUAUCGAGGGUACCUCGGAUCGGUUUCCUGCUUUGUGUGCUACCUUCGACUUCCCUUACGACUCUGUCUCCUAUUCCGACUCCGAUUCCGAUCACGAUCUCGACUCUAAUUCCGGCUUAGACUCAGACUCCGACGCUGAUUCCGACGCUGAUUCCGACGCUGAUUCCGACGCUGACUCCGACUCUACGGAUACUAAUCUCUCGACAUCUCCUUCUGAAGCGGGAUCCUUUACGGUCUCUGAGCUUCUAGUAGAAUUUAUCUCGAAUUCUAGAUCUGAGCUUCUAGAAAAGAUGAAACAAGAUUGGAAAAUAUUAAACCGGAAUGCUUGUGAAAGGAUACUAUUUACUAUGGAUAAAAAGACCAAUAUUAGAUAUCAGAGGUUCAGAGACCCUAGGAAGCUUUGGGAAAGGCUUGUUAAGGACAACCCAGAGUGCGGAAUCGACAGAAACAGACAAUAUAGACUAACAAGAAUAUUAUAUAAUCUCAAGUUAGGUGCCCCAGGGACUGCAAAGGUUUAUGUCUCAAAAAUCAAUUCCUUAGCACAUCUAUUGGCUAAGUCAGGCAGGCGGGUAUCGAUGGAAGAAAAGAAUUUUAUCCUGGUAAGGGGCUUAUCAGGGCCCUGGCUGGAAAUACAAAAUAAAAUUAAAAAAAACCUUUGUGCAGAUUUCGAUUGGUCGGUGAGAUGGUUAUUUGAAUACGAGUCAAUCCUGAUUAAGAAAAAAAUAGAGGCUGAGAUCGAACACCAGAAGCAAGAGAAGCUGGCGAAGCUGGCGAAGCAGUCGGAGAAGCACCGAGCUAUACUAGAAAGUUCAAAUUGGCGGGUUCCAAAUCAAAACCCAGAACCUCGCAAUAGUACGGGUUAA